Messenger RNA from Anopheles nili, 788 nucleotides. RefSeq names its product protein OPI10 homolog. The transcript has 4 exons. Lineage: Eukaryota; Metazoa; Arthropoda; Insecta; Diptera; Culicidae. The record is from RefSeq and is a predicted model, not a curated record. Gene Ontology annotation, molecular function: nuclear import signal receptor activity; Hsp70 protein binding. Gene Ontology annotation, biological process: protein import into nucleus. Gene Ontology annotation, cellular component: cytosol; nucleus. Bases 1 to 606 code for a protein of 201 amino acids.
AUGUUGAAUGCACUCGGAGUAAUUGUAUCCGGAAGAUUGGUGCAAACCGACUUCCAGCAGAUAAGUGAUUCACACUUCCUGAUUACCAUUCCGGAUGCGGAUAACGUGAACCAUGUGGUUGUGUUUCUAACCGGAGCGAUCCCUUUUCCGGAGGGGAUGGCAGGCGGAGUUUACUUCAGCUGGCCCGACCCAAAUGCACCGCCUAGCUGGCAGCUGUUGGGCUAUAUUUCCAACAGCAAGCCUUCGGCAAUAUUUAAAAUUUCCCAGCUAAAAAAGCUGGACGAAAUCUCCAGCCAGGGCAGGAUGAUGAACAAUGUGUUCGGAAGUAACCUACCGAUUUCCCACAUCGCCCAGAUAGGUGUGUCGAUCGAACCCGAAAGCUCGCUGAUUCAGCAAACUCCUUCGACGACCACGUCGAGCACGUACUACCAGUUUGGGCAGAAGAUUUUAGAAAACUUUUUCAACUUUGUGAGCAGUUUCUCGGUGACGCAAAGCCAAAUGACACCGGCGCCGAACGAAACGUUCGUGCCACUGUCGACGUUGCAAACGUGGUACACCAACUUCGAACGUAGGUUGCAGCAAAACCCAAACUUUUGGAAAAAUUAAGUUUCCCAACGGUAAUGUACCCGCGAGCACCCGAAAUGAAAGGCCUUAUGAAAGUGUGCUGUAGGAAGAAUAACAUCUCGUAUGAUUCGUUUCUGCACGUCGAACUGGUUUUAAUCUAGGUUUAAUUUUAAAUGCAAUUUGCUAGCCAUUUCGGUUUUUGUAAACUUUAAUUCAUACAAUCA